AAUUCGAUUUUAAGUAAUAAAAAAAUAUAGAAAAAUACUUAAAUAAUGUCGACCGAUAUUAAAGCGACUGAAGAUGAAAUAAUAAAACUACGCAGUGAAAUAAAAGCUUUGAAAGAUGCAUGUGAAUCAAAGGAGCAAAGGCUGUUGGAAUUGCAAAAGCAACAAAAUUCAACAGUAGCUUCUCAGUAUGGCAGCCGGUUGAGCAACGAAGACAUUGAGCGGUAUAGCCGCCAACUAAUUUUACCAAAUUUUGGUGUAAAAGGCCAAAUAAAAUUGAAAGAAUCAUCAUUUCUAAUUGUUGGACUAGGAGGGUUGGGGUGUCCAUCCUCACAAUAUUUAUUAGCAGCCGGCUGUGGACGUUUGGGUUUAGUCGAUUAUGAUGAAGUGGAACGUAGCAACUUUCAUAGACAAACUCUCCACACAGAAGCAAGAGUUGGUAUGAAAAAAGUCGAUUCAGCAAAAGCGGCUUUGUUGGAAAUAAAUCCACAUUGCCAAAUAGAUUGCCAUCGUAUAUUGUUGAAUAGUGAAAAUGCACUGGAUCUAUUGCGUCAGUACGAUGUCGUAUUAGAUUGUACGGACAAUGUGGCAACAAGAUAUUUAUUAAAUGACGCUUGCGUAAUGUUGAAGCGACCACUGAUUUCAGGAAGUGCACUGCAGAUGGAUGGACAGUUAACAGUAUAUAAUUACGGCGAUACUGGUCCAUGUUAUAGGUGUCUGUUCCCAGUACCACCGCCGCCAGAAACAGUUACAAAUUGUGGAGAUGGGGGAGUACUAGGUGCUGUUACAGGAAUCAUUGGUUCCCUGCAAGCUUUGGAAGCCAUAAAGGUUGCGUUAGAAUAUUCUAGCAGUGAAGUUUUGUCCGGCCGUUUACUUCUAUUUGACGGAUCUCGCUGCAUGUUUCGAAAUAUACGACUCCGUGGGAAACGUGCUGAUUGCGAUGUUUGUUCAUCCUCGCCUUUGAUAAACCAUCUUGUUGACUACGAGCAAUUUUGCGGUAUGAGUGCUUCAGACAAAAAUGUUGGAUUAAAUCUGUUAUCUCUGGAACAACGCUUGACCGUCGAAGAAUAUCGCGAUACAAUUGAAAGUAACCCACAUUUGUUAAUCGACGUCAGACAGCCCGCAGAAUUUGAAAUAUGUCAUUUACCGAAAUCAGAAAAUAUUCCCCUAAAACAUUUAUUAGAUGACUCGUAUUUAAAGCUCCAUGACGAAUCGUUAAAUAACCCAGAAAAGCCAAUUAUUUUACUGUGUAGACGUGGCAAUGAUUCCCAAAUAGCUGCUCAACAUUUAAUACAAACAUUUCCAAAUCGUAAAAUAUUCGAUAUUAAGGGUGGCCUAUACUCCUGGCAUUAUAAGAUUGAUAAAAACUUUCCAAUUUAUUAAAAAUUAACAAAUUUUAUGUUAAAAUACAUAUCAUAUGUAUAAUAUUGUAGUAGAAAUGCAAAAUUGGACACAUACUCGGCUGUGUUAUGUACCCUUCAACUACGUAUGAAAUAAAUGUUAUAUCUGUAAAA
This is a messenger RNA of Calliphora vicina (urban bluebottle blowfly), 1511 nucleotides long. RefSeq names its product Ubiquitin-like activating enzyme 4 (gene Uba4). The coding region runs from base 46 to 1380 and encodes 444 amino acids. Gene Ontology annotation, molecular function: adenylyltransferase activity; thiosulfate-cyanide sulfurtransferase activity; URM1 activating enzyme activity. Gene Ontology annotation, cellular component: cytosol; cytoplasm. NCBI's taxonomy places the organism in Eukaryota, Metazoa, Arthropoda, Insecta, Diptera, Calliphoridae. Gene Ontology annotation, biological process: tRNA wobble position uridine thiolation; protein urmylation. The transcript has a single exon. The record is from RefSeq and is a predicted model, not a curated record.